CUCGGCCAGUCACUUUCAUCGAACAAACGGUCACCCUAAUCACCACUUCUCGUUCCGCAUCAUGGGCCGCCAUCAGUGAGUACGGGCCAACUUACCUCCGGCAAAAGGAAAAAGUGAGUCGGGCGCAGGAGGAAGUUCAAGACGUCCCUAGACUGCCAGCGACUCUCGGUGACGUGUUUGGCGGUGAGCGACGAGGACAAUGCGGUUGCUCUCCACGCUCCUGGUCGUCUCGCUGCUCCUGCUGUGGACGGGGUCUGAGGCGGGCUUCUGCCUGAGCCCGUGCCCUGCACACUGCAGCGCGGAGCGCGUCGUCUACGUGCGCAACAACACAGUUUCCACCGAGGAAGGACCCCGGGCCAAGAUCAUCGCCGAAAUUGCACUCGUGCUGCAGCAGGUCAGACCAGGCGUCCGGAAGAGCGAAAUGAAGUUUGACGGCAGAACGGUCGCGGUGCCGGUCACCGUAAAGGAUAAAGUAGAGAAAGCCCUCAAGAAGUUCCCGGAGCUUGCGAAUAUCCUGCUGGAAUUGGUGAUCUCCAAGGUUGAGCCUCCGCGGAACGAGAGGAAGAAGAAGAGCACUCCGAAGCCGCGGCGUCCACCUCCUGUUCACUCCACCCCGCCGAAGCCGCGGCAUCCACCUCCUGUUCGCUCCAUCCCGCCGAAGCCGCGGCCUCCGCCUCCUGUUCGCUCCACCCCGCCGAAGCCGCUGCCUCCACCUCCUGUUCGCUUCACCCCGCCGAAGUUGGAAACCGUGCUUCCAGACGUCAGCCAGCCCAUCAUCAUACCGCCCACUUCGCAGGGCGUCCGCACAGAAGCGCAUGCCGCUCUCGAGUUGUUGCUCAACUUUCCCAACCAUUCUCCCACCAUAAUAGCUUACCUAGUGAAAAAAGGCGCCAAGUUUUCGGAUUUCACGAAACCGAUCAACAGCGUCACUAUUGGCAGCACGGUUGUCCGGCUCCCGAGGCCGCUCAAGGUGGGGUACAAAAUUAACAUCGACGGCAGAAGCUUUCACCUACCGCAGGAAGCGAAGCAGUUCGCGGGUUACGUCGGGACUCAUCAAAACCUUCUUACCGUGGCGAUAACCUUAUUGCGCCCGCUUGGAACCACGUUCACCGUGGACCGUGUGGGCAAAAUUACCAGCUUCGAAAUUUUCGGCAAGAAACAAUCGUUCACGCAGUCCUUGGGUGGUGCAGUUUUCGUCAAAGGAAAGAAGUAUGACCUUCCCAAGGAUAUCAAGGCACUCCUAAACGUCGUUAAAAACAAUCCAACCGAGUUUUUCAAGAUACAGAUGCUACUGAAAGCUUUCGGCGUACGCUACAUGGAAUCCUCCGGAAGAAACGUGGUUCGGGCUAAUUACGGCAAAGAUUCUUACGACAUCCCCGUAAAGGGGUCUGCGCGCAUUACUUUAGGUGGACUGGCCUUCAGCAUUCCGGCCGACCUUGAGCGCAUAUUCGAGACCAAGCAAGGACUAGAUGUCGGUGCAGUUUUACAGGCCUUGCAGCUCGCCCACGUACCGCUGAAUGUUGAGAGGGACACCGGGAUCGUUAAAGGAGUAGUCGUGAACGGUGAGACCAUUCCGUUUCCGGUCGCGCUCGACUUACGUUUCAAGCUUUACGGGAAGCAGUAUGUUAUACCUAGGGACUUGGCCAAGAUAGUCCGCGUGCUCGAGGAGAAAAAUAUGCCUAGCGACGUACUCUCGAUCCUGUACAGCCACUACGGCGUCUCCCCCGUGCUCAACGCUAACAAGGUGGUCACUGCACUGUCAUUCAACAACUUCACAAUCCCCGUGAAAGCUCGGCCAAUGACCACCCUCGUUAUUGCCGGCGUCAAGCUUUUGUUGCCGAGGGAUGCCGACAAAAUGUACGAUUUGAUGAUCAGCAAGAAAAUCACCCCGGUGCAACUCUUGCAGGCGUUGCAGUUGGUUGGCUACACUUUUGUCCCGGGACCCGAUGGCACUAUGCAAACGAUACAGAAGGGUGCUGAAAGAAUCAAGCUUAAUUUCGCACUCCGCCUGUACGUCGUUUUGAAUGACAAGGAAUACAGGGUGCCUAACGAUCUUCCGCCCCUUGUGGACGCCAUCAGUAGACUUAAGCCGAAAGAUAUGGCCAAAGUGAUAGCCGACCUUAACCGAUAUGGCGCGGUCAUUGCCAUUAAGGGCACCAAAGCCGUCAUAAUGUUGAAUGGCAUGAAGCACGAAGUAUCUCUGAAGUCCCGCGUGGGUACCAACCUGGGACUUAUUGUACACAUCAGCAACAGGACCUUUAACAUCCCGAAAGAUCUCAAGGCGAUUGUAUCAUACGCCAACAGCAAGGGAGCCGCCGUCAUGCAGCUACUCGUUGAGUUGUUCAAAUCGCACGGAAUAAAAGUCAACCAGUCGCCCAAGGGCCUUAUCCUCUCUAUACUCAUGGAUGGAAAGUUAUACAGCGUCAACGACGUUGGGAAAAAGGAUGACGGCAGCGUCCAGGUGCAGAUCCGCGGGAAGAUGUUCUGGAUACCCAGAGAAAUGCUCAGUCUGUCCAAGAAGCUCAAAGGGUUCAGGUAUGUCGAGCUGCUGGUCGCUCUGAUACGAAUGGGAGCUAAGGUAGAGGCGGACAAGGAAAGCCACUUCUACGGCUUCCGCUUCAAGGGUCGCCUAAUGCGGUUCCCCAAGAAGUUCCACGUGGCCGUGAAAGUGGAUAGGACAGGAGCAAUGUUCCGCGUGCCGGCAGAACUGGGCAAGCUGGCGAAGACACUAUCCAAGGGCGAAUGGCACUGGGAUGAAGUGCGCAAGACGCUCAACGCGGCUGGUGUUGAGGUGGCCGGAAAAAGCGGUCCUAUCAAGAGCUUCUCCUUCCAAGGGCAGACGUUCUCGGUUAAAAAAUAGACCGCCGUGUUUGUCUGAAUGCUUCUCACGAAGCGUCGUUGGCGCUUUGCAUGCUUUGCAUGCAACAUUUUUUUUUCGUAAUUUCUUUUUUUGGACGUCCAUUCAAUAAAGUGUCCCGUAAUAA
Messenger RNA from Dermacentor andersoni, 2984 nucleotides. RefSeq lists its product as uncharacterized. Lineage: Eukaryota; Metazoa; Arthropoda; Arachnida; Ixodida; Ixodidae. The record is from RefSeq and is a predicted model, not a curated record.